AGGAACAGAGGAACAGAGGAACAGAGGAACAGUAGGAACAGAGGAACAGAGGAACAGAGGAACAGUAGGAACAGUAGGAACAGUAGGAACAGUAGGAACAGAGGAACAGUAGGAACAGUAGGAACAGAGGAACAGUAAGAACAGUAGGAACAGAGGAACAGUAGGAACGGAGGAACAGUAGGAACAGUAGGAACAGUAGGAACAGUAGGAACGGAGGAACAGUAGGAACAGUAGGAAUUAAGUAGGAAGAGAGGAACAGUAGGAACAGUAGGAACAGUAGGAACAGUAGGAACAGAGGAACAGUAGGAACAGUAGGAACAGUAGGAAUUAAGUAAGAAGGGAGGAACAGUAGGAACAGUAGGAACAGUAGGAACGGAGGAAAAGUAGGAACAGUAGGAACGGAGGAACAGUAAGAACAGAGGAACAGUAGGAACAGUAGGAACAGAGGAACAGUAGGAACAGUAGGAACAGUAGGAACAGUAGGAACAGAGGAACAGUAGGAACAGUAGGAUCAGACGAACAGUAGGAACAGAGGAACAGUAGGAAUUAAGUAGGAACAGAGGAAUAGUAGGAACAGUAGGAACAGUAGGAACGGAGGAACAGUAGGAACAGUAGGAACGGAGGAACAGUAAGAACAGAGGAACAGUAGGAACAGUAGGAACAGAGGAACAGUAGGAACAGUAGGAACAGUAGGAACAGUAGGAACAGAGGAACAGUAGGAACAGUAGGAACGGAGGAACAGUAGGAACAGAGGAACAGUAGGAACAGAGGAACAGAGGAACAGAGGAACAGUAGGAACAGAGGAACAGAGGAACAGUAGGAACAGUAGGAACAGUAGGAACAGUAGGAACAGAGGAACAGUAGGAACAGUAGGAACAGAGGAACAGUAAGAACAGUAGGAACAGAGGAACAGUAGGAACAGUAGGAACAGUAGGAACAGAGGAACAGUAGGAACAGUAGGAACGGAGGAACAGUAGGAACAGAGGAACAGAGGAACAGAGGAACAGUAGGAACAGAGGAACAGAGGAACAGUAGGAACAGUAGGAACAGUAGGAACAGUAGGAACAGAGGAACAGUAGGAACAGUAGGAACAGAGGAACAGUAAGAACAGUAGGAACAGAGGAACAGUAGGAACGGAGGAACAGUAGGAACAGUAGGAACAGUAGGAACAGUAGGAACAGUAGGAACGGAGGAACAGUAGGAACAGUAGGAAUUAAGUAGGAAGAGAGGAACAGUAGGAACAGUAGGAACAGUAGGAACAGUAGGAACAGAGGAACAGUAGGAACAGUAGGAACGGAGGAACAGUAGGAAUUAAGUAGGAACAGAGGAACAGUAGGAACAGUAGGAACAGUAGGAACGGAGGAACAGUAGGAACAGUAGGAACGGAGGAACAGUAAGAACAGAGGAACAGUAGGAACAGUAGGAACAGAGGAACAGUAGGAACAGUAGGAACAGAGGAACAGUAGGAACAUAGGAACAGUAGGAACAGUAGGAACAGAGGAACAGUAGGAACAGUAGGAUCAGACGAACAGUAGGAUCAGAGUAACAGUAGGAAUUAAGUAGGAACAGAGGAAUAGUAGGAACAGUAGGAACAGUAGGAACGGAGGAACAGUAGGAACAGUAGGAACAGUAGGAACAGAGGAACAGUAGGAACAGUAGGAACAGAGGAACAGUAAGAACAGUAGGAACAGAGGAACAGUAGGAACGGAGGAACAGUAGGAACAGUAGGAACAGUAGGAACAGUAGGAACAGUAGGAAAGGAGGAACAGUAGGAACAGUAGGAAUUAAGUAGGAAGAGAGGAACAGUAGGAACAGUAGGAACAGUAGGAACAGUAGGAACAGUAGGAACAGAGGAACAGUAGGAACAGUAGGAACGGAGGAACAGUAGGAACAGAGGAACAGUAGGAACAGAGGAACAGAGGAACAGAGGAACAGUAGGAACAGAGGAACAGAGGAACAGUAGGAACAGUAGGAACAGUAGGAACAGUAGGAACAGUAGGAACAGAGGAACAGUAGGAACAGUAGGAACAGAGGAACAGUAGGAACAGUAGGAACAGAGGAACAGUAGGAACAGUAGGAACGGAGGAACAGUAGGAACAGAGGAACAGUAGGAACAGAGGAACAGAGGAACAGAGGAACAGUAGGAACAGAGGAACAGAGGAACAGUAGGAACAGUAGGAACAGUAGGAACAGUAGGAACAGAGGAACAGUAGGAACAGUAGGAACAGAGGAACAGUAAGAACAGUAGGAACAGAGGAACAGUAGGAACGGAGGAACAGUAGGAACAGUAGGAACAGUAGGAACAGUAGGAACAGUAGGAACGGAGGAACAGUAGGAACAGUAGGAAUUAAGUAGGAAGAGAGGAACAGUAGGAACAGUAGGAACAGUAGGAACAGAGGAACAGAGGAACAGUAGGAACAGAGGAACAGUAGGAUCAGAGGAACAGUAG
This is a messenger RNA of Porites lobata, 2449 nucleotides long. The record is from the annotation of a GenBank genome assembly. Lineage: Eukaryota; Metazoa; Cnidaria; Anthozoa; Scleractinia; Poritidae.